CAGCGGGUCGCAUCUUCAGUUGACAAUCCUACAAAAUGGCGGGUGUCCGUGUGGAGCCGCUGUCCACCCGUGAGAAGCUGUGUUACGCGGUGGGGGAGUUCUCUGCGACGAUGAUGUACAACGUCAUGUCCCUGUACGCUAACAUCUUCCUUCUGGAGGUGGUGAAGUUUACCCCACUUGUGGCGACUGCGGUAAUUUUCGGGGGCCGUGUUUGGGACGUCCUGGCGUACCCUCUCCUCAUCCCUGUCAUGAACGCGUCCAGGCCGAACAAGUGGGGCAAGUACAAAACCUGGAUGGUGGCUUCCGUCCUGAUCAUGAUCCCGUCCAACAUCCUGUCGUGGUACGUCCCGGAUAUCGGCACUGGCGGCAGGAUCGCCUGGUAUCUGGUGCUCUACGCUGUGUACCUGGUCAUACAAACGGCCUUCGUGAUGGCUUACCGCAUCCUGCUGAUGUACAUGACCGAAGACCCGGGCGACAGGGACUCAGCUACCACAUACCGUACGUGUUUUGUUCGUGUCUUAGAUUUGUUUUAG
Messenger RNA from Branchiostoma floridae (Florida lancelet), 533 nucleotides. RefSeq names its product sodium-dependent lysophosphatidylcholine symporter 1-like. Bases 36 to 533 code for a protein of 165 amino acids. The transcript is spliced from 4 exons. The record is from RefSeq and is a predicted model, not a curated record. Gene Ontology annotation, molecular function: symporter activity. Gene Ontology annotation, cellular component: membrane. Lineage: Eukaryota; Metazoa; Chordata; Leptocardii; Amphioxiformes; Branchiostomatidae. Gene Ontology annotation, biological process: carbohydrate transport.